Penicillium taxi is the source of this 1356-nucleotide messenger RNA. Its product is annotated as nicotinate phosphoribosyltransferase. Bases 1 to 1356 code for a protein of 451 amino acids. Lineage: Eukaryota; Fungi; Ascomycota; Eurotiomycetes; Eurotiales; Aspergillaceae. Gene Ontology annotation, biological process: NAD+ biosynthetic process. The record is from RefSeq and is a predicted model, not a curated record. Gene Ontology annotation, molecular function: nicotinate phosphoribosyltransferase activity. The transcript has 5 exons.
AUGGGCGCGGAAGUCUCCCCUCAGCUUCCGGAGGGCAUCUCUUCCCUCUUGGAUACGGAUUUGUACAAGUUGACAAUGCAAUGCGCUAUCUUGAAGUACUAUCCUGACGUCUAUGUGACCUAUGGCUUCACGAAUCGGACCCCGAACAUGAAGCUGCGACGCGCGGCAUACAAAUGGCUUCUUCAGCAGAUGGACAAACUUGCAACUCUCCACGUCACCGCCGAAGAACGCGCGUUCCUUAAGAAGAAAUGCCCAUACCUCAACGAUGCCUACAUCACCUUCCUUGAAACAUUCCAGCUCAAGCCACACGAGCAUGUUGAAAUCAAAUUCACGCCGAUUGAGGAUAACGGAAGUAACGAUGAUGAGGGCAUUAUCGACUACUCUGUUAAGGGACUCUGGCUCGACACGAUCUUGUACGAGAUUCCGUUGCUGGCUUUGACGAGCCAGGCAUACUUCAUGUUCAGUGACAAAAACUGGGAUUACGAUAAUCAGGAAGAAAAAGCAUUCCAGAAGGGUCGUGAACUUUUAAAGAAUGGCUGCAUCUUCUCCGAAUUUGGCACCCGUCGCCGACGAGACUACCAUACCCACGACCUUGUGAUGAAGGGGCUGUACCGUGCAGCGGAGGAGGGAAAGAGCCAUGACUGGAAGGGUGUGCUGACUGGUACCAGCAAUGUGCACUUUGCCAUGAAGUAUGAUGUCAAUGCCGUGGGAACAGUGGCACACGAAUGGUAUAUGACUAUCGCAGCCAUUACAGACGACUAUCAGAAUGCUAACGAGGUCUCACUGGCAAAAUGGCUCGGAUGUUUUGGCGAUGGAGUUCUCGGCAUUGCCCUCACUGAUACAUUCGGCACACCGGCGUUCUUGGAUGCCUUUAGCAAGCCUAUCCCGGCAGAUGUCAGUGCCACUUCCCAUGGCAAGACCUAUGCUCAAGUCUACACUGGCGUCCGUCAAGACUCAGGUGACCCAACCAAUUUUGUAAAGCUGGUGCGUGACUUUUACGAUCGCCAGGGCAUCACUGAUAAGAAGGUUAUUGUGUUCUCCGACUCGCUGGACAUUGAGCACUGCCUAGAAUACAAGAAAAUUGCCGAAGAGGCGAAUUUCAAUCCUUCUUUCGGUGUAGGAACUUUCUUCACCAAUGAUUUUAUCAACAUGGCCUCUUCUGAAAAGUCAAAGCCUCUUAAUAUCGUCAUUAAGAUCGCUACUGCAAACGGUCGACCGGCUGUCAAGCUUAGCGAUAAUUUGGGCAAGAAUACAGGUGAUCAAACCAAGGUUCAAGAGGUUAAGAAGAAGCUGGGUUACACAGAACUACAGUGGGAACAGGGUGAUGAGAGUAAUCGCUGGACUAAGCAGACAUAA